Molecule: messenger RNA, 1953 nt
Organism: Clupea harengus (Atlantic herring)
Lineage: Eukaryota; Metazoa; Chordata; Actinopteri; Clupeiformes; Clupeidae
Gene: elp6
Product: elongator acetyltransferase complex subunit 6
Biological process (GO): tRNA wobble uridine modification
Cellular component (GO): elongator holoenzyme complex
Source: RefSeq, a predicted model, not a curated record
UACUUGUAGUGUAUGCCAUGUGGAUGUAUUCGGUUCCAGUGACACUCAAGUUGUUUUGUGCAGAGCUCCAGUAUGAUUUUCUGUAAAGCCAACCUCAAACGGAUUUGACAGAAGCAACCAGUUGAUAGUGCUAAUAAUUUAUAAAUGUCUCCGAAAGGCAAAACCUUAGGUUGCCAGCUACCACAAGCUGUUAUUGAGCAAGCUGGCUAGCUGAUGCUAGGCGAUAUCCCUGACAGUUACAUUAUAAUGAAGAGGUUUUGCGUUUUUCCUCGAUAUAUUCCUUUUAAGUGCCUAGUUUGCGAGCUAGAUAGGUAUUGUUUUCAGCGUAUGUUCGCUCACUUACUUUAGGGCUAAUGCAAUCAGUUAGUUAGCUCGCUAGAUGUUUGUAAAUCGUGAAAUAUCCCAUUUGUUCUAUUACCACGUUUGCGUCCUCUUGAAGUAGUUUCCCCAAAGGAAACUAAAGAAAGUUAUUCUUUAGACAUCAUGUAUACGGAACUCAACAGCAUCCUAAAUAAUAGUCCAGAUAAUUGCAAGCAGGGGGAGUUUGUCCUCAUAUCGGACAGAAAGGCCGACGCUUCAUUCCUGGUGCAUCAUUUCCUUUCUUUUUAUUUGCGAGCGGGCUGUAAAGUUUGCUUCUUGGGCCUUGUACAGUCUUUUAGUCACUACAGUGCGGUCAGUCAAAGACUGGGUGUGAGUUUGCUUCAAGCAAAGGAGAAGGGCCAGCUUGUGUUCCUGGAAGGACUGAAGGAUUGCCUGGGAGUCGUGUUACCUGACGGAGCAAAACCUGAAAGUCCCACAUUAGACUUUUUCAGGCCCCAGUGCUCGGAUCUGAGAGGUCUGUUUGAGUUUGUGCUGAGUUCUCUGAGUCCAGUGGGUGGCGCUGUUGGCGAAGGGGAAAUUGGGUCAGGACCUCAGAGUCCCCCAGUGCUGAUUGUGGACGACCUGAGUGUCCUCCUCAGUCUCGGCGUUCGCGCCGGAGCUGUGCUGGACUUUGCCCACUACUGCAAGGCUAACAUCUGCUGCGAGUUAAAGGGCAAUGCAGUGAUGCUCAUGAGGUGUGAGGAGGAGGAGGGUGAGGAAGAGGAGGGUGAGGAGGAAAGCGCUGAAAUGCUCCUGAAGGGUCUAAUGCACCAGUGUACCCUGGCGCUGCAGGUCCAGGGCCUCCCCACUGGCUACUGCAGGGACAUUCACGGACAGGUGGACAUUUGGUGGCGAGGUCAAAGCCAGCAGCUGCAGCAGAAUCAGAGGAAAGUCUUUCAGUACAAAGUGCAGGACAAGGGCGCGUCCUUCUUUGCUCGUGGGACCUCUAGCGCUGUCCUCUGAUACUCAGGUGGUGAAUGUCAAUACACAACUUAAUGACUGCCUCACCCCUCUAUUGAUAAUGGACUCAGUUCUGUCAUAUUGUCAUGGCGGUUGUAGGUCACACUUAUAAUAUUGUGUACAUAAUGCUUUUCACUCUUGUUGAGUUGGUAUGUUCAAUCAAGAUUAUUUAAAUAAAAUCACUGAUUCACACAGUUGAACUUGACAGUAUUGCCAGCAGCAUCACUAUGUUGAUUGACAGUAGGAUUGUAAAACCGGUUACAAUUAUCCAAAAUAUUUUGGUUUGAUGUUUGGUCAACAGGAAUAUGUUCAGUAAAUGAAUUUUUUGGUUUCAUUUAUAACAAUAUGAAUUGCAUUUAUAGCAAUGUGAAUUGUAUGUGAAAUUACGGUUGUGAAACAGUUUCAUUAAAGGUUUAGUCGGUGAUUCUGAUCCAGUACACUUGGUUGGUCAAAUUCAGUCCUCUCUCUGCUGUCUAUUUAGAGUGUGCGCUCAGAAAAACUCCAGUGUUCUUACACAGUCCUGGUUCUGUUAAAGGGAAACAAAGAUAGUGGCUCGGGCCGAGCCAGAAACCGUUCAAGCCAAUCAACGCAUUGCUUCAGGAGAAUGGAAGAGGGGUAUAAUUUCAUUGUCUG